AUGGACUCUACAACACCUGGCAUUCAGGAACCCUUCGAUCUUAUCCGGCUCUCACUCAGCGAACGUGUCUUUGUGAAACUACGUGGCGACAGAGAAUUGACAGGUGUCCUUCAUGCUUACGACGGUCAUAUGAACCUCAUUUUGAGUGACGUUGAGGAGACGAUUAUGAUUGUAGACCACCCAUAUGAGGCACCGGAGGGACAAAGUACAGUCAACGUUGCGAAGAGAAAGAUGGAGAUGCUGUUUGUACGAGGGGAUGGUGUCAUUUUGGUAAGUUCAUCGCAGACUCAUCCUCGUAUACAUUCAUAUCGGACGUAUUGCACCAGGUCUCACCUCCAUCCCGGACAUGAGAAAAUUACUGCUAAUAUAUCUUACGGCGCCGACUUCGCUGCUCUUCGCCAAUCACUCUCCUCCUCACGCCUUCCUGUUCCCUAG
This is a messenger RNA of Laetiporus sulphureus 93-53, 435 nucleotides long. Its product is annotated as LSM-domain-containing protein. Gene Ontology annotation, molecular function: RNA binding. The coding region runs from base 1 to 435 and encodes 144 amino acids. Gene Ontology annotation, biological process: mRNA splicing, via spliceosome; P-body assembly. Gene Ontology annotation, cellular component: Lsm1-7-Pat1 complex; U6 snRNP; precatalytic spliceosome. The record is from RefSeq and is a predicted model, not a curated record. The transcript is spliced from 3 exons. NCBI's taxonomy places the organism in Eukaryota, Fungi, Basidiomycota, Agaricomycetes, Polyporales, Laetiporaceae.